Molecule: messenger RNA, 841 nt
Organism: Vicugna pacos (alpaca)
Lineage: Eukaryota; Metazoa; Chordata; Mammalia; Artiodactyla; Camelidae
Source: RefSeq, a predicted model, not a curated record
GAUUAAGAGGAUUCGUUUCUUGGUAUUGAUCCAGCCGCCUACGGUUCACCUCCUCUUUGCUGCUUUAACUGGGUAUGGUAAAAGGGUCGCGUUCCCUCGGCGCUCGCUGGCCUUCUUGCUAUCCGCUGCAGGAAAAGACUGCGUUUGCCGAAAAAAAUUAAGAAGAUACCGAGAAUGACCGAGUGCGACUGGGUGGGUUUGGGCAGAGGGCUGGACGUUUUUGACUGUUGGUACUCUUACUGUAAAUUUGGGGCACCCCGCACUCCCACUCACCCCACCCCCAAAAAACCACCUUUCUCGGCAACCACUGGGCCACACAGUUGCAACAUGCAUUGCAGUAAGCCAGAGUUGCCUCUAAAGGAUAAGAAAAGUACUUCAGCUUCAAAUUCAGACACAGAAAUGAAACCUGAACAACUGCCUCCUUGUGUGAACCCAGGCAAUCCUGUGUUUUCAUGUAUGUUGGACCCAAAGACACUCCAUACAGCUACCUCACUAUCGAAACCUAAGAUGAUUAUGUAUAAAACCAAUUCGAGUAAUUACGGUGAAUUUUUACCUAUGCCACAGUUUCUCCCCUGCUAUUAUGCUCCAAAGGAUCAAGUGUUUUCAAGCCGUAUCAGAGCUACUGGAUUUUAUCAAAAUAACACUCUAAACACUGCGCCUGACAGAACAAGAACCCUUGAUUUUCCUAAUUUUCAACACACUCUAUGAAAAUAUAUUACUCCUAAAGAGAAAAUACACUCAGGAAAAAAUGAGUUUUAAAUCUAAGGCUAGGAUACUUAAUUUGAAAUAUAAAAAGAUUUGUAUUAAUUUUUUUAAAUACCUAAAGCAUUACAAAAGAUAA